Messenger RNA from Brassica rapa (field mustard), 1899 nucleotides. RefSeq lists its product as uncharacterized. Lineage: Eukaryota; Viridiplantae; Streptophyta; Magnoliopsida; Brassicales; Brassicaceae. The record is from RefSeq and is a predicted model, not a curated record.
AUGGGAGAUCCAUUACCAUUAAGACUAGCACUGCCUGAGCUGAGGUAUCCGAUUGGAUCAGAGCCAGAGAAGACGAUAUCGAUAAACCAACACUCGAUAGUUGCUUAUAUCAAAACUGUUAAGGAAAUUCUAGGAAAUGAUGAGUUCAACAGAAUAAGAGGGACGUUUUUGGGACCGGUGAUCAAGCUUGGAGAGAGGUCUUUGAAAUUAUCAGCUAAGAUAGUGCACGCAGUUCUCACCAAAAGCAUCAAGACAGUGAAGAGACACGAAGCAUGGUUCCAUUUUGGUGCUCAGCCAAUGAGGUUCUCUAUAAGAGAAUUCCACAUGGUGACUGGUUUGAAAUGUAGUGGUGAAGCAAGAGAACCACGAGAGGAAACCGAGAAAUUUAAGUGGGACUUCCUAAAAGGGCGUACUCAUACAGUAAAGGACGUGGAGAAGCAGCUCAGAAACACAAGAGAAGAUGCUUCUGAUGAGAGAUUCUGCCUUGCAAUGCUCCUCCUGAUUGAGAGCAUACUACUACAGAAGAGCCUUCUCGACGGUGGCACAACUUUUACUUUGGAUUAUGUGAAAAUAGCGCAGGAUAUGGAUGUCUUGAUGACAUACCCAUGGGGGAGAACAGCUUAUAAUUUGCUGUUAAAAUCACUUCAGAGAGCUGUCGACAAAAGCCUCGACAAAAACAAUUAUGAUUUGCAAGGAUUCCCUAUGGCAUUUCUUAUAUGGAUACUUGAGUCAGUACCUUUGCUACAGUAUGCAUUCAGUCAAGUUGUUCCUAUUCUGAGCGUUCAACCGUCUACCCCAAUAUUUUUGUGUGAGAAGUACCUUCAAAUAGCUUCUCCACAGCUGAUAGAUGUUCUCCUAAUUGAAAUCAAAGAUCAUCUUAAGGUCACAUGCAUCCUACCUCCUAUUUCUAAUGAUCCAGAAGCUGAUGUUUGCAUGGAAGACGAAGCUAAUAAAGAUCUGGAUGACAUGGCCGAUUUAUCCAAGAGAGGUUAUAAGUUUAAAAUUAGAGAUUGGCGAAACAUGUCAGUAGACCUAUACGGUGCUAAUGAACAAAUAAGAAGAGCAUCUUUACUGUUUGGGAAUGGAGGGAUGAGUCAAGCUUCUUCUUCGUAUCAGGAGGAGUCUUUGGAAUCAAAGAUCAACAGAAUCAGCGAGAUGGUGGGAGAUAAUUUAAGGAUCAUGAACGAUCGUUUGUGUUUGAUUGAAAAAGACAGGAAACAGAUUAAAGAACGUGUGACAAAACUAGAGAAACUACAAAGAGUUACUUCAUAUGAAACUCCAAACAAUGAGGAUACACGAGAGCCUAUGAAUGAGAUCACGAAAGAGACACCUGGUUCUCCAAUAGCUCAACAGAAUAUUGAGACUCCAGUCCUUACUCCAAUUCAGACGCAGCAGGAGACUCACGAGCUUAUGAAUGAGAUCAUUUCACCAAACAUUUCCGACACACAGCCAAAUACCCGAGCUCGCAGAAAUCUUUUAACAGAGCAAAAUAAGGAUGUAGAAAGCAGAGUUCAAAAUCCCUUUGAGAUCGGAGCAAAUGUGGAGAUUUCAUCACAAGAUGACAAUACUUGUCAUAAAUGGUAUCCAGGAAAUGUGUUGGCAAUAUAUUUGGUUGAUGGGGUUGAGAUGGUGAAAGUUGAGUACUCCGCCCCGUCUCUGGACGAAAAGAAGAGGAAAAGGAGUGUUCAGACACGUGUAUCAAUUGACAGAAUACGUCCUCAACCACCACCUGAGAGACCUGGAGCGAAGAAAAGUUAUGAGCUAAUGCAGGACGUGGAGGCGUUCGACAAUGGUGCCUGGUGCGCUGGAAAAGUUAAAGUCAUUUUGUUUGAUGGCACGUGUUUUGUCUCUUUGAACAAUUCUACUGAACAAAUUUACUUCAACCAUUCUGAGAUGUGA